Raphanus sativus (radish) is the source of this 1153-nucleotide messenger RNA. RefSeq names its product vesicle-associated membrane protein 714-like. Gene Ontology annotation, cellular component: membrane. Lineage: Eukaryota; Viridiplantae; Streptophyta; Magnoliopsida; Brassicales; Brassicaceae. The record is from RefSeq and is a predicted model, not a curated record. The transcript has 4 exons. Bases 158 to 817 code for a protein of 219 amino acids. Gene Ontology annotation, biological process: vesicle-mediated transport.
AAAAGAUUAUCUAGGUGACUAUUUAAGACAUAACAAUAAAACAAGAGGUUAUAUUCGAAACCUUUGCACUUUUAUUUAAUAAACUUCGUAACUUUCAAAGACUUCUGUCUGCUCGCCGGAGCGCGUGAUCCACAAUACCUAACAACAAAAAAAAGCGAUGGCGAUUAUCUACGCGGUAGUGGCAAGGGGCACGGUGGUGUUAGCAGAGUUCAGCGCCGUAACGGGAAACACAGGCGCCGUGGUACGACGAAUCCUCGAGAAGCUUUCGCCGGAAACCGCAGACGAGAGACUCUGUUUCUCCCAAGACCGUUACAUCUUCCACAUCCUCAGAUCCGAUGGGCUUACCUUUCUCUGCAUGGCCAACGAUACCUUUGGAAGGAGGAUCCCGUUCUCGUAUCUGGAAGACAUUCACAUGAGGUUCAUGAAAAACUACGGGAGAGUGGCGCGUAGUGCUCCAGCUUACGCGAUGAAUGAUGAGUUCUCGAGGGUUUUGCAUCAGCAGAUGGAGUUCUUCUCUAGUAAUCAUCAGAGUGUUGAUACUCUCAAUCGUGUCAGAGGAGAAAUUCGAGCGGUGAUGGUGGAGAAUAUUGAGAAGAUAAUGGAGAGAGGUGAUAGGAUUGAGCUUCUUGUUGAUAAAACAGCUACGAUGCAAGAUAACGCGUUUCACUUUAGGAAACAAUCGAAGCGAUUACGCCGAGCUCUCUGGAUGAAAAACGCUAAGCUCUUGGUAAUGUUGACGUGCUUGAUAGUUCUCAUGCUGUACAUAAUCAUCGCAUCUUUCUGUGGUGGCAUCACAUUACCCUCCUGCAGAUCUUGAUCUCAGAGGCUCGCUCUCUUGAAGGUAAUGGUUAACCGGGACAGACCACUGUUUUUUUUUUUUGUAAAUCAACUCAGUCGCAUCCUUUCAGUUUUCGGUCUUGAUUUUUUUUUGUCAUGAAGAUUGCAGUGAGUUUUGAGGUUACAUGGCAUGGUCCUCCUAGCUUAUGUAACACUCUUGUAAAUGUGAAAAUGAUACAGAGUUUCCUAAAACAUUGUACCUUCCCUUUUUGAGUUUUGGUCACUUGAGUGAGUUUUUGUUCUCCGUAUUUCCAAAACUGUGUCCGGUUUGUCAUAUACACAGCAUUUCUAGUUUUAUGAUUUCUUUCUAUUCAUC